CUUUUACCCGCCAAAACUGAUGAAAUGACUGAAGAGGUUGAGGCACUGAGAGGACAGAAGGGGCAGAAGGGAGAGCCUGCCAUCAUAGAGCCUGGAAUGAUGAUGAAUGGUCCCCCUGGUCCAGAAGGCCCUGCUGGUCUCCCAGGGGCUCAAGGAGUACCAGGUCUGCCCGGCAAGCCUGGAGAAGUGGGUGACAGGGGUCCUGACGGUCUGCCAGGGCUGCCGGGCGCGGACGGUCUGCCAGGAAAACCAGGAACUGUCCUGAUGAUGCCUUUCCGGUUCAGCGCGGGGUCUGACUCUGGCCAGAAGGGCCCGGCUGUGUCUGCGCAGGAGUCCCAGAUGCAGGCUAUGAUGCAGCAGGCCCGGCUGGCACUGCGGGGAUCAACUGGCCCAAUGGGUCUGACCGGAAGAUCAGGCCCUCUGGGACCCCCGGGUAUUCCUGGACUGAAAGGAGAGCCUGGAGAGAGUGGUGUUCAGGGACCUCGUGGGCUCCGGGGAUCAGGAGGCCCACCCGGGAAACCAGGGCGACGGGGCCGAGCAGGAGCAGACGGUGCCCGGGGAAUGCCAGGAGAGUCAGGAGGAAAGGGGGACAGAGGGUUUGAUGGCUUGGGUGGACUACCUGGAGAAAAGGGAAACAGAGGUGAGAUGGGGCUUUCUGGUCCCCGUGGCCCACAAGGAGAGGAUGGUGAAAGGGGGGACGCUGGGGAGGUCGGCCCACGGGGGCUGCCUGGAGAAUCUGGGCCUCGUGGUGUUCUGGGGCCCAAAGGACCCCCUGGACCCCCAGGACCUCCGGGUGUGACUGGACUGGAUGGUCAUCCGGGCCCUAAGGGAAACAUAGGCCCACAGGGUGAGCCUGGUCCCCCAGGCCAGCAGGGUGGUGGGGGAGCUCAGGGCCUCCCAGGGCCACAGGGGGCCAUUGGCCCCCCAGGAGAGAAGGGCCCACUGGGGAAACCAGGUCUGACUGGAAUGGGUGGAGCUGAUGGCCCUCCAGGUCACCCAGGAAAGGAAGGCCCACCUGGAGAGAAAGGAAAUCUGGGGCCUAUUGGUCCUCAGGGACCAAUUGGUUAUCCGGGGCCCAGAGGAGUGAAGGGAACAGAUGGGGUACGAGGACUGCAGGGACACAAAGGUGACAAGGGAGAAGAUGGCUUCCCUGGAUUCAAAGGGGAUAUGGGCAUCAAGGGAGACAGGGGGGAGUUUGGACCCAAUGGCCCACGCGGGGAAGAUGGCCCAGACGGGCCUAAGGGGAGGAGCGGUAUCCCUGGAGACUCAGGCCCGGCUGGUCCAUUUGGAGAGAAGGGUAAGCUGGGAGUUCCGGGGUUGCCAGGAUACCCAGGAAGACAAGGUCCAAAGGGAUCUCAGGGAUUUCAAGGUUUCCCAGGAGCCAACGGAGAAAAAGGAACUCGUGGUGUACCUGGAAAGGCUGGUCCAAGGGGGCAAAGAGGACCCACUGGGCCGCGUGGUGAAAGGGGACCAAGGGGCCCUACAGGAAAGUCAGGACCAAAGGGUACUUCAGGACAUGACGGGCCUCCUGGACCACUAGGCGAAAGGGGCCUACCUGGGCCUCAGGGGCCAAUAGGAUUCCUCGGACCGAAGGGCCCUCCGGGUCCAGCUGGGAAGGAAGGACUGCCAGGGCAUCCCGGACAGAGAGGUGAAACGGGUUUCCAAGGUAAAACUGGCCCCCCAGGACCUCCCGGUGUGGUGGGACCACAGGGCCCCGCAGGCGAGACAGGCCCAUUGGGAGAUCGGGGACACCCCGGCCCCCCGGGGCCCCCAGGAGAGCAGGGCCUGCCCGGACCUGCAGGGAAAGAGGGAGUAAAGGGGGACCCUGGUCCCGGUGGCCCGGGUGGGAAGGACGGUCCCCCAGGACAGAGGGGGUUCCCUGGGGAACGAGGACUACCUGGACCGCUGGGGGCAGCAGGCCUUAAAGGAACCGAAGGCCCUAUUGGUGCCCCUGGACCAGCAGGCUCCCCUGGUGAACGGGGACCUGUCGGCCCUGCUGGACCCCCUGGCCUUCCUGGGCGUCCGGGGCCCCUGGGGCCCCCAGGCCCAGCUGGAGAGAAAGGUGGCCCGGGAGAGAAAGGCCCCCUGGGUCCGGCCGGGAGAGACGGAGCUCAGGGUCCUGUAGGCCUGCCUGGGCCCUCCGGCCCCCUGGGGCCAGCUGGAGAGGACGGAGACAAGGGAGAAGUUGGUGAGCCUGGACAAAAGGGAAGCAAAGGAGACAAAGGAGAACAUGGUCCACCUGGUCCUUCCGGCCCCCUGGGCCUGAUUGGACAGCCCGGUCCUGCCGGGGCAGAUGGAGAGCCAGGACCUCGAGGGCCGCAGGGCCCCUUUGGGCAGAAAGGAGAUGAAGGACCGCGGGGAUUCCCAGGCCCUCCUGGGCCCCUUGGCCUGCAGGGAUUGCCUGGACCAACCGGAGAGAAGGGAGAGACGGGAGAUGUUGGUCAACUGGGCCCCCCUGGACCCCCAGGACCCAGAGGACCGGCUGGCCCCUCAGGAGGAGAUGGCCCCCAGGGGCCUGUAGGCGGCGUUGGGAACCCUGGAGCUUUGGGAGAGAAGGGUGAUGCUGGCGAGGCAGGAGAGCCUGGUCUGCAGGGGGAAAUUGGGCCGAUGGGCCCGAGGGGGGACAGGGGGGAGAAAGGAGAAGCCGGUCCUUCUGGUUCUGCCGGGCCUCCUGGCCCGAAAGGUCCUCCUGGAGACGACGGUCCCAAAGGCAGUCCUGGUCCUGGCGGUUUCCCUGGUGAUCCUGGUCCUCCUGGAGAGAUCGGUAUGCCUGGUAUGGAUGGUAUGCAAGGUGACAGGGGAGAGGAUGGAGAACCUGGUCAAGCUGGCUCUCCUGGUCCGACUGGCGAGUCCGGUCCCACCGGCCCCCCAGGGAAACGCGGUGCCGAAGGUCCUGCUGGCCCUGAGGGAAGAAGAGGUGAAAAGGGAGGCAAGGGCGAGACUGGUGUGGAAGGUCCUCCAGGGAAGACUGGUCCAGUGGGCCCUCAGGGAGCCCAUGGAAAGCCUGGUUCUGAAGGUCUCAGAGGUGUCCCAGGCCCAGUGGGUGAGGCAGGCCUCCCUGGCUCCACAGGCCCAGGUGGACCUCCAGGGCCUAUGGGUCCGCCAGGAUUAGCGGGUAUGAAAGGUGACACAGGGGGCAAAGGUGAAAAGGGGCACCCUGGAUUAAUCGGGCUAAUUGGACCAACGGGCGAGCAGGGAGAAAAGGGCGACAGGGGUCUUCCGGGCCCCCCGGGAUUAUACGGAGCCAAAGGUGACAGUGGAAUCGCAGGUCCUACAGGGCCACUCGGCCCCGUCGGUUCCUCAGGACUCCCGGGUCCUGCUGGUCCAAAGGGAUCUAAGGGUUCAUCCGGCCACGCAGGUCCUAAGGGAGAGAUGGGCGUUACUGGACCUCCAGGCCCCCCCGGUCCUCCCGGCGAGGUCAUCCAGCCCCUCCCCUUGCAGUCGUAUCCUAAGAAGAGCAAGCGGAGCGUUGACGGCAGCCAGCUGGAGCUCAACGGCGACGGCGAUGGCGGCAAGGACUACGACGACGGGAUGGAGGAGAUCUUCGGCUCGCUGAACGCCCUGAAGCAGGAGAUCGAGCACAUGAAGCACCCGCUGGGCACGCAGGCCAACCCCGCCCGCACCUGCAAGGACCUCCAGCUGUGCCAGCCGGACUUCACCGACGGCGAGUACUGGAUAGACCCCAACCAGGGCUGCCCCGGCGACUCCUUCAAGGUCUACUGCAACUUCACGGCAGGCGGGGAGAGCUGCAUGUACCCGGAUAAGAAGUCUGCCGGAGUGAGAAUAACCAACUGGCCAAAGGAGGUUCCGGGCUCCUGGUUCAGUGAAUUCAAACGUGGCAAAAUGCUGUCGUAUGUGGACUCGGAGGGGAACCCCAUCAGUGUGGUGCAGAUGACCUUCAUCCGGCUGCUCAGCGCCUCCGCCCGCCAGAACCUGACCUACAUCUGCUCCCGCUCCACGGCCUGGCACGACUCCGUGCACGACUCCUACGACAACGCCAUCCGCUUCCUGGGCUCCAACGACGAGGAGAUGUCCUACGACAACAACCCCUACAUCAUCGCUCUGACGGACGGCUGUGCGGCGAAGAAGGGAUAUUCAAAGACUGUACUGGAGAUCAACACUCCCAGAGUGGAGCAGUUGCCAUUUGUGGACAUCAUGUUCAAUGAUUUUGGUGAAAGCUCACAGAAAUUUGGCUUCGAAGUAGGACCUAUCUGCUUCAGUGGAUGAGACUAAUAAUACAAAUGUAAAUGAACUGAGUGGAACAGAACACUGCAAAUGAACAAAUCACCACAAAAACUCAUCAUGCCAAGACCAGGAAAAAUAAAAUUAAAUAACAAAAAAAAAAAAACCUCCCUCUCUCUAAAACCUCUCUCUUUGUCUCAUGCAAGUUUUGAAACUAGAGGAGUCAGUGACUCCACAUCACAUGCCCUGUACCCUUCCACAACAGCAUAUCCCCACAGGAGUGCUCUUAGGUGUGGUUCAGCUGCACGGGCUGACCACCCUGAGGUGUGCUUUUGUACCUUUUGGAAAAUUGCAAGUUGGGAGGUCAGGACCUGCAAUGGCUUCUCCUACAGAGGGACGUGGACGAUGUGCUUCCUACUUCUUUUUGUGUAUAUUGUAUACCCGUUCUUAGAAAUGGAGUUAAAUAUAUUACAUACGUUUGUAGGAUUGUAUAUUUUCCUGUAAUUUGUAAUGAUGAGGGUUUGAAAACAUGCAGGUGACUUUUAGUUCUCUUGGACGGAGAGUCCGUUGGAUGGAAGGGAGAAGGAGAACACAAACAGAGUGAGAGACACCCUGCAGGAGGAGCAAAGCCCAGCUUUGUGUCAUUUCAAACUCAAAUGAUGAUAAUCCAUAUGGAACAUUCACACAACAAUUUCUCAUUGGAAUAAAGCAAAUGUUUACGCCAAUGAUUUAUCUUCAUUUAUGGCUACAGCGUUAUUUUGUAAAAUUGCAUUGCUUAUUUCAUACUGCUAUAGCUAUUUUCUUUUCAUUUAAAAAAUGACAGAUUUCCAUUUUACUACACUAUAUAUAUAUGAAAUAAUAUAGGGAUAAUAUAUAUGCUGG
Messenger RNA from Conger conger (European conger), 5064 nucleotides. RefSeq names its product collagen alpha-1(V) chain-like. Lineage: Eukaryota; Metazoa; Chordata; Actinopteri; Anguilliformes; Congridae. The record is from RefSeq and is a predicted model, not a curated record. Gene Ontology annotation, molecular function: extracellular matrix structural constituent. The transcript is spliced from 59 exons. Bases 25 to 4227 code for a protein of 1400 amino acids.